AUGGAAAAGUAUCAGAAAUUGGAGAAGGUUGGUGAGGGGACUUAUGGGGUGGUUUAUAAGGCCAAAGAUAGUCAGGGUCGAAUUGUGGCUUUGAAGAGGAUUCGAUUAGAUGCCGAGGACGAGGGAAUUCCUUCUACAGCAAUUCGUGAAAUAUCUCUUUUAAAGGAGCUUCAUCACCCAAACAUUGUGAGCUUGGAAGAUGUCAUUCACUCUGAAAGGUGUUUAACUUUGGUUUUUGAGUUUAUGGAAAGGGAUUUAAAGAAAGUAUUGGAUGAAAACAAAACAGGAUUGCCGGGAAAUCAGGUAAAAUUAUAUUUAUAUCAGCUUCUGAGGGGAGUUGCUCACUGUCAUCAGCAUAGGAUUUUACAUAGAGAUUUGAAACCACAGAAUCUUUUGAUUAAUAGUGAUGGAGCACUUAAGCUGGCAGAUUUUGGACUUGCAAGGGCUUUUGGGAUUCCUGUUAGGAGUUAUACUCACGAGGUCGUAACUCUUUGGUAUAGGGCUCCAGAUGUAUUAAUGGGUAGUAAAAAAUAUUCAACUUCUGUUGAUAUUUGGAGUAUUGGAUGCAUUUUUGCUGAAAUGAUUACAGGUAAGCCUCUCUUCCCCGGCUCAUCAGACGAGGAUCAGCUUCUAAAAAUAUUUUCGAUACUUGGUACUCCAAAUCCUCGCGAUUGGCCACAAGUUCAGGAGCUGCCAUUGUGGAAACAAAGGACUUUUCAGGUCUUUGAAAAACAACCUUGGAAUAUAAUAAUUCCCGGCUUUUGCCAGGAAGGAAUUGAUUUACUUUCUAACAUGCUUUGCUUUGACCCAAAUAAAAGGAUUUCUGCGAGAGAUGCUAUGGACCAUCCGUAUUUUAAGGAUUUGGAUCCACAUAUUCUGAUGAUCUAA
Molecule: messenger RNA, 888 nt
Organism: Cryptosporidium ubiquitum
Lineage: Eukaryota; Apicomplexa; Conoidasida; Eucoccidiorida; Cryptosporidiidae
Exons: 1
Coding region: 1-888 (295 amino acids)
Biological process (GO): protein phosphorylation
Cellular component (GO): cytoplasm; nucleus
Molecular function (GO): cyclin-dependent protein serine/threonine kinase activity; ATP binding
Source: RefSeq, a predicted model, not a curated record